GCGAGUCCGUCGAGAGAGAGGGAGGGAGGGAGAGAGAAAGAGAGAGAGAGAGGGAGGCUGAACAAAGCCGAGAGAAAGGAGCUGCUGGAGAAGUAGCAGGCGCUGUAUCCAACUGUCUCCCGGACAACGAGCUGGAGAACGGAGGGCUCAGGAGGAGAGACCAGCAGGAGAGAAGGGAAAGCCACGCGUUAUCACCACCGCUCCGAUAAGAAGGGCUCCCCUCAGAGUCCGUUUGUGCAGGUCUUUACGAGUUAUUGUGUUCCUACUGCGUGGUCCAUGUUUCUUGAGCGCUGUAGUUAGUCCUCAUCUAAAGCCAGGAUAACAUGCGUUCAGCAACCCCUCGGGACGUGGAGCGGAGGGUCCCCACAUGACCACAAGGAGAGGACCCACAGGGUCUGACUAGUCCACCUGCGAUAAGAACCGCAGCGAACAGGCCCCACCAUGGACCUGGAGGACGAUCCUCUGUUAUUCCAGACCAGCUGGCGCGUCCGGGAGGAAGACGAUGAAGAGGAGCCGGAGCGGGGCGAGGAAGAGCCGGCGGUGCACACGGCCCUUGGGGGCCCCGGCUGCUCGGGGGGGCCCCGGGGCUGCGGCGUGUGGAGUGUGGUGGGCUGCGUGUACACCCGGCCCUGGGCCAGCGGGCUGGUCCUGGGGCUGGGCUUCCUGCUGCCCUGCGCCCUGUCGGCCUACAUGUUCCUCUACUGCCCCCCGCUGGACAUCGACCUGUCCUACGGCGCCUUCGAGGUCCACAGCCACUUCUCGGCCCAGCGCUUCGACGCCCUUACCGCCGCCGUGAAGACGCAGCUCGGCUCCUGGGACCGGGAGCGGCGCCGGCGCCGCGACGAGGGGGGGGACGCUGGGGAGGACCUCCGGGACCUGCUGCUGCAGACGCUGGGGAGGGGGGGAGGGGGGGGGCCGGCCCAGGGAGAGGGGAACCUGACGGGCUGGAGACAGGAGGAGAGACGGGAUGGAGGGGAGAUGAGCAGACCCCGGGAGGAGGAGGAGGAGGAGGGGGAGGAGGGGGAGGAGGAGGAGGAGAGAGACACAACAGGGAGGGAGGCCGCGGACCACGACGGGACGCCGGCGGACGGAGGAGGCGUGUCCCCAUCGCGGAGGCGGCGAUUGGCCCCGGGGUACUCGUACCUGCAGAGCCAGGCCCUGUGGAGGGUGGAGCUGGUCUUCGUGGCCCAGGGGAGCGGCCAGCGCAACAUCUUCACGCCCGGGCGCCUGGCCACUGUGCACCGCGUGGAGCGCCUGCUCAUGACGCACCCCCGCUUCACGGCGUUCUGCUGGAAGCCCCUGGAGGCGCUGAGGGACCUGCCGCUGGGGCCCUCCUACUGCUCCCCGCCCAGCUCCCUGCUGUCCUACCUGUUCCCCAGCGAGCGCGCCGGCAAGAUCUUCUACGACGGCAUGGGCCCCGACCUGGCCGACAUCCAAGGCGCCCUAAGGCUGGCCAUCACACACCCACAGUUCUACUGGUACGUGGACGACAGCCUGAGCCCCGAGCGCCUGUCCUCCAGCCUCCUCCGCAGCGAGGUCCACUUCGGGGCGCCCCUCCCCUCCUUCUCCUCUACCCAGGACCGGCCCGAGGAGCAGAGGAGACGCUUCAAGGAGUUUGUGGUCCAGUAUGCCUCAAUGCUGGCCGAGCAGUCCACCAGUGAGGUGAAGGUGCUGUUCGGGGGGACGGAGCUGUUUGACGACGAGGUGCGGACCACCUUCCACAAUGACAUGAGGCUGGCCCUCAUCAGCGGGGUCUGCAUCGCCGCCCUGGUCUUCGUGCUCACCUCCUUCUCAGUGUUCCUCACGUUCUUCGGGCUGAUAAGCAUCGGGCUGAGCUGCCUGGUGGCUCUGUUCCUGUACCACGUGGUCUUUGGUGUGCGUUACCUCGGCAUUCUCAACGGAGUGGCCGCCUUCGUCAUCAUCGGCAUUGGAGUGGACGACGUGUUCGUGUUCAUCAGCACCUUCCGCCAGGCGUCCCACCUGGAGGACCGCGUGGAGCGAGCCGUCUACACGGUGAAGACGGCGGGCCGCGCCACCUUCCUCACAUCCUUCACGACUGCCGCGGCGUACGCGGCAAACACCUUCUCCCAGAUCCCAGCCGUGCAUGACUUUGGCCUGUUCAUGGCCCUCAUCGUGAGCUGCUGCUGGCUGUGGGUCUCCAUCCUGGUGCCUGCCGCUCUGUGCAUCUGGAGCCAGAGGGUCGCCGUCCGGGAGGAGGCCUGGCUGAGAUGGUGGAAGUCGCUUGCCUCCCUGUCAGCGAGCCACAGCCCUUUAUCCGACGAAGAUGACGACGUGGCGCUCCUGUCGGUGGAGAUGGAGCCAGGGACCUGUGAUCCGGACAGCGAUGCUGCCAUCCUGCUGGUGUCGGUGGAGACGGGCCCCCCUCCCGCGGGGGGGCACUGCGCGGGCGUGGUCAGCACGCGGCUCCUGGGGGCCCUGAAGCACCUGGUGGCGGAGCCGGUGGUGAAGAGACACAGAGCCGUCGUGGGGGCCUACUUCCUGGUUCUCCUCCUAUCGGCGGGCUGUUGCUGCCUGAUGCGACCGGCCACACAUGCCCCCCUGCUAUUCAGACCAGACACCAACCUGCAGACACUCCUGGCUCUCAGGAGCAACCUCAGCGGCCAGGGCAUCUCCUGCCCCACCUGCUCCGGUGUGUUCAUGGAGAAGCCCCACCUCCUCUCCUCUCACGCCAGCUCCUCCUCGCUGAGGGCCAGCGCCCGGGCACAGACCCGGCCCGGCGCCCGCCUCACGUCUCCGGAGACCCUCGCCAAGACCACCAACACCUCAGGUCCUUUGCUGACGGUGUUUGUCUCCAGGCUGGAGGUAAGAGCCUCCACCCCCCUCUACCGCUUCUCCCUGAACGCCAGCACCCCCGCCCCCUGGACGGCCCCCCGCCCGGACAAUGGGGAGGUCUCGUCGUUCCAGGCGUAUCAUCAAGCCCACAGGAAGUUCAGCAGCCGGAUGACUGUGUGCGUUUCCCGCGUGUACCAGCCCCACACCAGCUGGAUGCUGACGGCCGGCGCUUGCGAGCCGCGCCAUGGCUGGACGCCCGAGUUCUCCUUCUUCGCCUCACUUGCCCGACAGGAGCACAGCAGGAGACUGUUCUUCGCUCAGCACCGGCUCCGGCCCCACUGCAGCCGGGUGUGCAGCGACCCCCCUGGCUGUGGGAUCAGCUCAGUGCCUGAGGGACCCACCCAGGGCACUUUCUACUCCCCGCUCCCCAGCGAUCCAGAGUUGGUCGGCGCUACGAAGCCAUUGUCCAAGACCUUGGGUUUCAACCCGUGCAGUGGCGGGGUGUGCGGGCCUCCGGCCGUGAGGCCCCUGGUCGACACAGGGGCCAUGGUGUUCGUGGUGUUCGGCAUCCUGGGGGUGAACCGGACCCAGCGGACGGACAACCACGUCAUCGGGGACACGGGCCGGGUGAUAUUGGAUCCCGACUUUGAUAUUUUCCAGGAGAUGGAACAUCUUUGCAAAAUCUGCAAAGCCAUUAGUGCCAAUAAGCAGCUGGUGAAGCCAGGAGGAGCCCAGUGCCUUCCCUCAGGUAACAAGCUGUCCUCCAUCCUGCCACUGCUGCACCCUGAGUGCCAGGCCCUCCCAGAGCCCAACCUGCUGCCCGGCCAGCUGUCCCACGGCGCCGUGGGCAUGCGCCGCGGCAAGGUGCUCUGGCUCUCCAUGGCCUUCGAGUCGACGACCUACAAGGGCAAGUCGUCCUUCCAGACCCACGCAGACUUCCUGCAGUGGGAGACCUUCGUGAGGGACCUGCUGGCCACCCUGCCGCCGUCCUCCGCCCUGCGCCGCGGCUUCCAGACCUGCGAGCACUGGAAGCAGAUCUUCAUGGAGAUCAUCGGGGUGGAGAGCGCCCUCUGGAGUCUCCUGCUGUCGCUGGCCAUCUGUGUGGCGGCCGUGUCCGUAUUCACUGCUCACCUCCUCCUCCUGCUGCCCAUCCUCCUCACCAUCCUGGGGGUGGUGUGUGUGGUGGUGGCCAUCAUGUACUGGCUGGGCUGGGAGCUGGGCGCGGUGGAAGCCAUCUCCUUGUCCAUCCUGGUUGGCUCGUCGGUGGACUACUGUCUGCACCUGGUGGAAGGGUUCCUGCUGGCUGGGGAGAGCAUGGCCUCCUGGCCCGACAACAGCCUGGAUGCUCCCGCCAAGAGGCAGAGGCGGGCCUUGGAGGCAGUCAACCACGUGGGCGUGGCCAUCGUGUCCAGCGCCGUCACCACGGUGAUCUCCACGGUUCCGCUCUUCUUCUGCGUCAUUGUGCCUUUCGCGAAGUUCGGCCAGAUCGUGGCCAUCAACACGGCGGUGUCCAUCGCCUUCACGCUGACUGUCACCGUGGCCCUGCUGGCAUGCGUGGGCCCCGCCGGGUUCUCCCGGCCCCGGGGGGCCGUGCUGAAGGCCAGCCUGGCCGUGUCGACGGCCGUGGCCCUCGGGGCCGGGCUCUGCUGGGCGGGGGGCCGGCUGGGGUCCCUGGCCUGGCCCCCCGUCACCCUGUGAACCCUUGCUGUCCGCCACUCAGCCGUUGAUGUCAAGCCACCGUUUUACCUCUGGAGGCCUGUGAUGAGGAGGACUGUCAGUCCUCAGCAGCCCAGUCCUCUCCUCUCUCUGGCUGAACUCAGAUCAGUGCUCUGGUUCUUGGCUGAACUCAGAUCAGUGCUCUGGUUCUGGACUGAACCCAGAUCAGUGCUCUGGUUCUGGACUGAACUCAGAUCAGUGCUCUGGUUCUACUUCACUACAGUACAGCGAUGUCACGUCCUUUAGGAAAAGAGUCAAGGUAACUUAUUUAAAAAAAAUCUCUGAAAAGGUGUCAUACUUUUUGUUAAUAUUGUUUCUCAGGCAGAGAGAUACAGACUGGUCUGUGAGACGUUGCACAGACAGGAAUAGGAUUCCAUUUCAUCACGAUGAUGCAUCACAGUCAGUCUCUGGAGUGUUUUUGCCGAUUGAUUUGAUUGAUCUUUUGUUCCCAUGGGUAUGGCACAGAAAUAACAAGUUCUACAUUUCACAUUUAUAUCUGACAUUCUCUUUGUUCAGUGUGAUGUGUGUAUCUGUGUGCUGCUCCGUAUUGUUCUGUAUUGUGUAUUUCAGAUUCUGCUUCCAACUCACAACUGCGUUUCCCAAGCGCUCUCCCCUUUUGCCUGAACUCCUCCUCCUCUUUACUCCCCCAUCAUCCUACACUCAGAACCUGAGAGCCAUUUAAACCCACCGUCAUGAGUAGCAGCAUCUAAAGGAGCGGUCUUUGUUUGUCCCUGAAGCAUCGGUGGACCCAUUAUCGGUUGUCGGUCUUUGUUUUCCGAUGGGAGCAACUAAAUGGCCGUUGAUGCCCCCAUGGCUCUCUCCCUCCCUCUCUCUCGUCUGAUGACAGAGAGGGGGGGGGGGGGGGGGUUGUUGUUGCAAUUCACACUCAGCUACCAGGUCCUGUGUGGUGCCAGAGAUAAGGUGGAAGCCAUUUGUCAGCACGCCUCACAAAGACGCUCCUACGGGGCCGCUGCGUCUGGGAGCGGUCGUGCUUUUUCUGUUCUGUAUUCUUGUCAAUGUUGAAUAAAGCAGCUGCAGAGAAGAAGUGUGUUCUUAAAAGAAAAGCAAGAACAAAAUGCACAGUUCAGCUGUUUACACAGUCAGUUUAUAUUUAAAUGACUCAAAACUAACAUCUAUAUAUAUAUUUAUUGUGAAUGCCUGUAUUAUAGUACAAUUGUAGUUAUUUGCCACUAGAAUAUGAAUUAUCGUAUUCCAGUCACAUCUAGGGAUCAGUAGAUGUGUGCAGAAACAUUGCUGUCAGGCAAUGUUUGGAAUGGUCAUUCAAUUUAAAACUGACAUAAUAAAUUUAACUUUAAAUACAGAGA
Molecule: messenger RNA, 5834 nt
Organism: Gadus morhua (Atlantic cod)
Lineage: Eukaryota; Metazoa; Chordata; Actinopteri; Gadiformes; Gadidae
Gene: disp3
Product: dispatched RND transporter family member 3
Exons: 21
Coding region: 442-4491 (1349 amino acids)
Cellular component (GO): cytoplasm; membrane
Source: RefSeq, a predicted model, not a curated record